UCUCAGCUGACUGACCACGUGUGGUAGAAGCCAGAAGUUGUAAACAGUCAUCGUUAUACAACAGUUAAAGUUAGUUAAGGUUACAUUUAUUUUUAACUCAUUACAUUUUACUUUCAUUAACAUUUUUUUCCUUAUGUACCCUACGUCUUAAAAAGAAUUCAACUCGGACCCAGAAGUUUUGGAUAGACUUAAGACAGAAAAUAGGUUCCUUUCAGACGGGAUGUCCUCCUCAUCUCCCCCCAACCCUUCCGUACUACUAAAUACGGGGGUUCAAAUGCCCCUUCUGGGUUUGGGAACCUACAAGUUGUGUGGUCCUGAGGAUGUCUACCGGGCUGUGGAUGCUGCCUUGGCUGCUGGUUACCGUGCCUUUGACAGUGCAGCCGUUUACAAGAAUGAAGCUGAGUUGGGUCGAGCCCUGAGAGAGCUCCUGCCCAAAUAUGGCUUGAGUAGAGAGGAUGUAUUCAUAACCAGCAAGCUGGGCCCAAAGGAUCAGGGCGAGAAAGCCUUGGAAGGAGCCCUCACCAGCCUGUCGCAGCUGGACUUGGAUUACAUUGACCUCUAUCUGAUCCACUGGCCUGGCACGCAGGGUCUGGUAGUGGCUGAUCAACGCAACCCAGGCAACCGAGCUCAGAGUUGGGCCACGCUGGAGGAGCUGCAUGCCCAGGGGAAGCUGAGGGCCAUAGGAGUGUCCAACUACACACCAGCACACAUGAGAGAACUGGUACAGAGCUGCAAAAUCCCUCCUGCAGUGCUACAGGUAGAAUUUCACCCACGGCUAUGCCAGACAGAGCUGAGGAGAGUGUGUGAGGAGUACAGAGUGUGUUUCCAAGCCUACUCCUCUUUAGGGAAAGGAGAACUGGUUACUGAUCCAGUGGUUAUGGAGUUGGCAAAGAACUGUGAACGCACACCUGCACAGGUCCUGCUGCGCUGGGCUGUGCAGCAGGGUGUCCCAGUGCUCCCAAAGUCCUCAAAUCCAGACAGAAUAAAGGACAACGCCAGACUUUUUGACUUCACACUGAGUGACACAGACAUGGACAGACUGUCAGCCUUAGACUGUGGGCACAAGUACUGCUGGGAUCCCUCAGAAGUGGCUUGAUGAAUCACUAGCUGUCUUCCAUGGUGUUUUUUCUCAUUGCUGCAGCUUUGAACAUGCAGCUUAGUUAAUUCAAUCUCACAUAACAAAUACACUGGGUUAAUGUGUUGAGGAUUCAGGUAGAUGUAUGUAAUGAGAUAUCUGAGACCUCAGUUAACAUCUAGAACACUGGCCAAUUAGUUGCCUUGUUGAUUGUGCCCCAUAUGCCAUGAAACACUUAGAGCCAUUAAGGCAGUAGCUAGGUUUAGGUUUGCUGUCUAACACCCAAAUAGUAUUUUUCUGUUUACAAAUCAGUCAGUGUGCCAUCUUUACAAGACCUGUUCCAUAUUCUUCAGUCUGUUGCUUCAUGCUGUUUCAUAAUACAAAUUAUUGUUAUGGCUUUUC
Messenger RNA from Seriola dumerili (greater amberjack), 1477 nucleotides. RefSeq lists its product as uncharacterized. Gene Ontology annotation, molecular function: oxidoreductase activity. The coding region runs from base 221 to 1096 and encodes 291 amino acids. The record is from RefSeq and is a predicted model, not a curated record. Lineage: Eukaryota; Metazoa; Chordata; Actinopteri; Carangiformes; Carangidae. The transcript is spliced from 6 exons.